GGAUUGCAGUGACUCCAACAGUUCGGAGGAGUUGCUCACACAGGAGGUCUGCAGAAGACCUCACCUCUCCAGUUCAGGGAGUAAUGGUGGCGUUCAGGAGUGCAAGGAUUCUAUUCAUCCACUUCUAAUUCCUCCUUUGCCAGAGCGGCGAACCUCAGCACAUGAAAAAGAGGGUGAUGAAAAAAGAUGCAGUGGAUCCCGUGAUGUCACUUCAGCCAUACUUCACCUACCAGCAGAUUUUUUCCAUCCAGCUGCCGCAGCACACUCAGAUAGUCAUGGGGACAGAACAAUUCCUAAAGACACAGGCCCAGCCAUGCUUGCCAACCCAGCCUCCUGGGCCUCCCUGCGCUCUCCUGGAGCUAAUAACAAGCAUUUGAGCUCUCAGAAUCCAUCCCAGAGUGACUCGUCCUUGGCCACGGGCAGUUCAGAUGGCAGCCUGCAGGCAACGCUGGAUGAAAGGCUCAGCCUUGGCAUCUGCCCACCUCAACACCUAAGUCUCCCUGUGCCUCUCCUCUGCCCUGUCCCCAGCCUUGUGUUACACCCUCGAGAAACACAAAAAGCAAACCAGAGGUCGCCAUUGCUAAAUAGACGGAGUUCUGCUCUUACUUUGCAUGCGACUCGCAGGAAACAGAGGAGUCAGAGCAGCAGCGGCGGUGGAAGCACCAGCCCCGGAUUCACCCAACAGGACUCCAUGGACCCUUCAGAUGAAGAGGCGGGGACAGGAAGGGAUGGCUGCCACCAAGCCCUCUACAACGAACAUUUGUCAGAAACACUGAACAGUCUCUCCCUGACAUCGCUGCUAACACCAUGCACUAUGGCUCCUACAAUGAUAAAGAAAUGUAACAGCACGGGCUCUCUAGAUCAGUCAAAUCUAUCUGCCCGAGGCAAAGAUGGCCGACACUUAUGUGCCAUAGAUCCUCAUGGUUUCUUGUCCAACCCCUGGACUGAGGGAAGGGGAAAAGGUCCAGGCGAGGACAGUUAUAUGACAGGUUUUAGCAGGAAAAGCAGCACUCGACAAAACAACACAAGCUCCAGGAAAAAAAGAUGAAACGCCUGUUGCCCUUUUGUUUUGGCAUAGUUAAAAAAUCUGAAUUUCUUCUGUUUGAACAGAAUAUGGGGAGACUUAUUGAUAUGUGUCUUGUGAAAUUAUUCUUCAACUUUGUAUAGUGAUCUGUUGUAUUGCUUUUCUCCUCAGAUUCGGAUUCAUAAGAUCAGUAAUUUUCUAAACGAGGGCUGUUUUUCCCUUUUUGCACAGGACUUGGUCACUGUUGAGAAAUUGAUUGCAAACUGAUUUACCUUUUAGCACAGCCAUGAUUUGGCUUAGAACUACGCCAGUCCUGGGCUUUAAAUCUGAAUAAUCCUGAUUGGACAUUUAAAAACACAACUCGAGAAAAGAGGUCUGAAUGGGCAGUGAUUGGCAAAUAUUACUAAUGCGACAUUAAAUCAUAAGAUACUGGGUUUGCUUGACCAUAUGUGCCCUCAUCCUUGUGGAAAAACAAAACAUAUUUUACAUGGCUGAUGACAGCUCAUGGAGCUCCUUCUUGAGGAUAAAAACUGAACUCUGUAUAGCUAGUCUUUUAGGUUUUUUUAUAUCCAUGGAUAAAUGUAGCAUUAAAUUUUUCAUUUUUUCUGUCAAUUUUGUAGGUUAAGAAAUAUCUUUUUUUGAUUUUAACAUAAUUCUUCAUAUUUCAAGAAGUAUCCGUCUCCAUUUGUGGAAACUAGAAAGAAGAGAUAUGAGGAAGCAUGUCUGGAGCCUGACAAACCUCAGAUUGAUUAAGUGACUCAGUAAAAUGAAAUAAUCCAUGAAUGCUGCUGAGAGUUAAAGUGAGGAGUGGGUGGAAGCAUUGUUCACUUUAGGAGAACUUUUCCUUUCAAGUGCAUAUGAAGGGCUAUAAUGUACUGAGUGCAGACCUGGGCUAAAUACUGUUGUUAAAUGAUACCUUAUUUAGUUUUAUUUAAAAUAUACACUGCCUGACCUAAAAAAUGACACCUUUAUUUACCUAAGCAAAUAGGUAUCAGCCUCCCAUUGGAUAAUUACUGAAGGGGUGAUUAUGUUUCAACAGACAACAAGUAUUUUAAACUCAACUGAUGUGUCUGGUCUCGUUUAAAAAAAAAAAAAACCUGUUGAACGACACAUCCCCUGGACAUGGAAAAGAUAAUAGUCUGCUUCAGAAAGUCAUUGGCUGCCAUCAAGCAGAGAAAACAUAUAAGAGGAUUGCAGACAC
Molecule: messenger RNA, 2225 nt
Organism: Cyprinodon tularosa
Lineage: Eukaryota; Metazoa; Chordata; Actinopteri; Cyprinodontiformes; Cyprinodontidae
Product: voltage-dependent T-type calcium channel subunit alpha-1I-like
Exons: 3
Coding region: 314-1048 (244 amino acids)
Source: RefSeq, a predicted model, not a curated record